GCUCUUACAGGAUUGGCUUUGCUGGUGCAGCUAGGAAAAUGAAAAAUGCCAUUUUACAGCUUAAACAAGCCCAGGCCUGCAUCCCUCCGUGCGGCCUCCAGGACUUCGCCCGGCUUUUCCGCUGCCGCGGGUGCUACUCGCGGGAUUGCGACCUCCCCCUGGACUGCCCAGUUCGGGACGUGAUGGUGCCUCGCGGGGAUCAGGCCAUGUUCCCUUGCGUCGUGAACUAUCAGCUGCCCCAGGAGGAGAUCGCCUACUCCUGGAAGUUCGCGGAAGGUCUCCGCACUCAGGACGUGAACUACUUCCGAGACGUGCCGGGGGCGCACGGGUACCUGGCGCGGAUCCGACCGGUGCAGUCCAAGCACAGCGGGACCUUCUCCUGCGUGAUUAAGCAAGACCAGCGCCUGCUGGCGCGGCUCUACUUCUUCCUCAAUGUGACCGGCCCGCCCCCGCGCGCCGAGACCGAGCUGCAGGUCGCGUUCCGGGAGGUGCUGCGCUGGGCCCCGCGGGACGCCGAGCUGCUGGAGCCCUUGGCGCCCAGCCUGGGCGAGCUGCUGGCCAGGCCCGAGGCCCUGACCCCGAGCAACCUGUGCCUGCUCGCGGCCGUGGCGGCCGUGGCGGCCGCGAGCGCGACCCUGCUGGCGUGGGUGUUCAUUCGGUGGUACCUAAGUGGCAGCUGACAAAGGUCUCUGUUUCUGCCCCCCCCCCCCCCAAUAAAGGAUAUGUUUUAGCUCCAGAUUCCUUUCUCUGGAGGUGGUGGCUGGGCGGGGGCUGGGGGCGGGAGUCAGGCGGCGCCCCAAGACCCGCCUGCCAGCAGGAGCAACCAGAGUCCUGGUUAAUUCCUCCUGCUCCACCAAGCCGAGCCCUUGCGAUGCGGCCGCCCUCCCUCCCUCGGGGCCCAGCCGCGGCCAGCUCUGCGCAGGCUCCCCGUGGCAGCCCCUCGGCUGGCCGCCUCCCACUGCAGGCCGGUCUGCGCAGUGCGGCGGGAGCGCUCUCUCCCUUGUGGCGGGGCGCGGCGCGGCCUCACGUCCUCCAGCGGCUCCCUGUGACCGCUGGAACCGAAUCGGGUUCCUUGCCGCAGCCUUCGGGGCCCUGUGAGUCCUGAGCGGUGCUGAGCUCCCUGGCCUCGGUCAGUGCCCCUGUCGCCUCUGACCUUUCCACCUUGGGGUUCCUCCGGAUCGCGCUCUCUCUCCAGGGUCCCGACAGAUACAGUUUCCUGCCUAGGAUUUUAUAUAUAUGUAUAUAUAUAUAUUAAUUCAAUGAUGAACUCCCUGGAGCAGCCAUCACAAUUCAUUAACCCAGUUAAUCCCCAUAACGACUCCGGAGGCCAGCCCUGUGUUUAUUCCCUUGGCCUCAUCUCCUGGCUACUUCGAUGCCCCUCCUCCUUUUUUUUUUUUUUUUUUUUGGUUCUUUAUCAUGCAAACCUCAGCGCCAUUCCCCUCUGCUCUAAACUUCAACUUCAAGGACCCACCUUCCUCUCCUUGCCCAGGUCACAGCUCACCUGUGGCCUUCUGGGCUUGUGAGUGUUUGACCCCCUUUUGGCCUGUUUGUGAGGCUCUGUCCAGACCCACUGUCCACUGGGUGUUUGUUUGCUUCUUGUCUUCCCUGCCUAAAAGGGGGAGCGCCUCCUGCAUCUGCUCACUCCUGUAGGCUGACGCCGCCCCCUUCGGCGAUGUGUUCAUUCACAGAAUAUUUUUCGAGCACUUAGUGUGUGCCAGGCAUUUUUUAAAAAAGAUUAUUUGAAAGGCAGAGUUAUGGAGAGACUUAAUGAGAGAGAAAGAGAUUUGACCCACUGGGUUACUCCCCAGAUGGCUGCAACAAACCCAGGGCUGGGCCAGGUUGAAGUCAGGAGCCAGGAGCUCCAUCCAGGUCUCCCACAUGGGUAGCAGAGCCCCAAGCACUUAGGCCAUCUUCUGCUGCUUUCCCAGGCACAUUAGCAAAGGGCUGGAUUGGAAGUGGAGCAGGUGGGACUCCAACCAGUGCCCGUAUGCGAUGCUGGGACUGCAGGCAGGGCUUAACCUGCUGCACCACAGCGCCAGCCCUGCCAGGCAUUUUCUUUCUCUGUGUGUGUGUGUCUGUGUGUGUGUUUUUAAGAUUUAUUUUAUUUAUUUGAAAGAUAGAGGUGCAGAGAGGUAGAGACAGAGAGGUCUUCCAUCUGCUGGUUCACUCCCCAAACAGCUGCAAUGGCUGGAGCUGAGCCAAUCUGAAGCCAGGAGCCAGGAGCUUCUUCCUGGUCUCCCACGUGGGUGCAGGGGCCCAAGGACUUGGACCAUCCUCUACUGCUUUCCCAGGCCAUAGCAGAGAGCUGGAUCAGAAGUGGAGAAGCGGAGACUUGAACUGGCACCCAUAUGGGAUGCCAGCGCCACAGCCAGGGCUUUAACCUGCUGUGCCACAGCACUGGCCCCACCAGGCAUUUCCAGGUGCUGUAACAGAAGUCAGAUUAUACAGAAAAUGGUACCAUCACGCCUGUUAGAUUCUAGUGGACGGCACAGGAGCACUGCUGGCUCCAAGUGUGGGAGGUCCCCUCCUUCCCCCGCCAUGAACUGAUUUAACAGCUGUCCAGACACCAACCGAGUGUCCUAUAUUCAAUUUAACUCUGAAACCAACCACCCGGGGUCAGUGUCAAAUCCACAGGUCUGGGGGCCUCACACCAGCUGCGGUACCCAGUAGUGGGUUCCAAGGGCACCCGCAUGUCUCUCUGACAUAGUUCCAAAGUCGGGGGUUCUCACAGCGGUGACUCAUGUCACUUGGCAACACUUGCUUACAUGUUCUGGUGGAUCAUAAAAGCUUUUUCUAAAGGCACUGGUUGAAUAGACAGAAGAAGACACACACAGGACAAGGUUGAGAAGCAUGCCCCGUGCAGGUGUGCUGAGCCUGUCCCCGCUGGCCAUGCCAGUCGCACGUGGCCUUGAAGCCCACGACAGGUGCUCAGAGCAGCCGAGGGUCUGAACUGAUAAUCUUGGGUAGUUACAACCAGUCAGCAUUGAAAUAGCUGCUGCUCUGUGCCACCAGCGGUUGUGGAAGCACACAUUGGGGUCUUCCUAACUCGGUCACAGUUUGGCCUGGAAACAAUGUUGCAGGUGCUUGGCACAUGAUUGGCUGAAUGAAUGAAUGAAUGAAUGAAAUACUCCCACGUGGUGGUGGCUGCCCUCAUGGACAGUCACACUGUAACAUUCUUGAGCUGAGCAGCUUGGGGGAUGCACCUGUGUUUACUGAGAUAGGGGGCCGGUUAGAGGGGCAGGGCUCACAGGGACUGGGGAAGGAGCGAUGAGGAGUGUGUCCAAGGGAACAUGUCCGGAAGUAUUGGGAUGUGCAAGGGUGGGAGUCCCGUCUCCAUGGAGCCCCAACACUGGGUGCACAGGUGACACGGGGAGCCGGGAAGGUGGGAGGAGAGUUCUCCAGUGGUGAGAAGCCUCAGGGAGAGGAACCGGGACAAAAAGCCGGGGUAGGCAGAAAGCAACCCCUCGGGCAUUCUGAAAGCUGAAGGAAGGAAGCUUAUGAAAGAGAAAGGGACUGCACGGUCCCGCACUGCUGAGUCACGGACCGGAGGGCCUGAGAGGUGCUGGUUCGUUUCAGUGACCCUAACCCUAACCCUAUCAUUGUGACCAUAGUGGUGGUGGUGGUGGGGGAGUGCAACCAUGGGAUUGGCAUAGGUGUAGGAGCCAAGGGGAGGACCUGGCAUGUGGCAUAGCUGGCAAACUCAGCAUCCCAUGUUGGAGCACCGGUCCAAGUCCUGGCUGCUCUGCCUCCUACCCAGCUCCUGGCUACUGUGCCAGGGAUGGCAGCAGAGGACGGGCCAAGUGUCUGGGCUCUGCCACCUAUGUGGAAGACCCAGUUGGAGCUCUGGGCUCCUGGCUUUGGCCUGCACCAGCCCCAGCCAAGUGAACCAGCAGACAGAAGAUUUUCUCUCUCUCCCUCCCUCCCUCCCUCCCUUUCCUCUCUCUCUCCCUUCUUCAAAUAAAUAAAUAUUUUUUAAAAAACAAG
This is a messenger RNA of Oryctolagus cuniculus (rabbit), 3984 nucleotides long. NCBI's taxonomy places the organism in Eukaryota, Metazoa, Chordata, Mammalia, Lagomorpha, Leporidae. The record is from RefSeq and is a predicted model, not a curated record.